AUGGACUUCCUCAAGAACGCGGCCCAGGAGAUCUCCAAGGCCAGCGGCAACCAGAACCGCGGCAACGGUCAGUCCGGCCAAAACACCACCUCCGACAACUCGUACGGCUCGUCCAACAACACCGGCAACCGGUACGGCCAGGACAACGAGAACAGCAGCAGCAACAACAACAACAGCAGCUAUGGCGGAAACAGCCGCAACGAGGACCGCGAGAGCAACCGGUUCGGCGGCGGUAACGACCGCUUGAACGACAACUCCUCCUCCGGUGCCGGCUACGGCGGCCGCGUCAACAACAGCAGCCGCAACGACAACGACGACGACAACAACAACUCGUCGUCGUACGGCGGUUUCGGACAAGCCGACAACUCGGGCUCGGGUCGCCGUCAGGACAAUGACAGCUAUAACAACGAGCGCCGCGAGGAGGGCCGCACGUCGUAUGGCCGCGACAACGACAACGACCGCACCAACCAGGGCGGUUUCGCCGGUGAUAACCGGCGCGAGAAUGAGAGCAACAGGCUCGGCAGCCGCCGCGAUGACGACGAGAGCGAGAACAAGUUUGGCGGUAGCGGUAGCAACAGGGAUGACAACAACCGCACCAACAACAGCAACAACAACAACAACAGCAGCUUCAAUAGCAGCAGCGGCAACAACCGUGACGACAACGAGCAGAGGGCUGGCGGCGGCACCGGCAACUGGCAAGGUAUCGGCCGUGAUGCUAAGACGGCGUACACCAACUUCCAAGGCAAGAAGGACGGCAACGGCCCGGACUACAAGGAGCUCGGAGGAGUGGCCCAGAACGCGUACAAGGCGUACCAGGGUGAUGAUAAGAAGGAUAUCAACGAUAUCGGCAGGAACAUUGCGUCUGGGUUCAUGGGUAGGAAGGACUGA
Messenger RNA from Parascedosporium putredinis, 888 nucleotides. The record is from the annotation of a GenBank genome assembly. Lineage: Eukaryota; Fungi; Ascomycota; Sordariomycetes; Microascales; Microascaceae.